AUAAAACAUAGUAAAUCGUGGUAUAACAAUGUAAUGACUGUAAACAAACAUUGGAGAGUGCUGGAUCUCUAUUUUGAUAUGAUGAGAACAAGAAUACUAUAUGGAGAAACAACAGAAAGAGUGGGGAAACCAAAUUUAAAUCGGAGAUAACCUUAUCUGUUAUAAUAUUGUGUACAAAUGUUACAUUACAGAGUACUUUCCAUAAUAUUACAAGAAGAUUAUUAAAAAGCUGAAUAAAAAUGAAGGAUAUAGGAGGUACAGUAACAAAAACUUUUCGAGAGACAUUUAAACUAGUUCAAAAAGAUACUCUACGAUGGUUUCCUGGACAUAUGGAUAAAGGUUUAAAGCAAAUGGAACAGCGUUUGAAGAAUGUUGAUUGUGUAGUAGAAGUACAUGAUGCUAGAGUACCGAUUUCAGGACGUCAAGCAGAUUUUCGUCGUACUUUAACUGGUUUAAAACCACAUAUUUUUGUAUUAAAUAAGAUUGAUUUAGCUGACUUGAAACAUAAGCAGCAAAUAGAAUCUACCCUAAAGAAUGAAGGAUUAUCUCAUAUACUUUUUACUAAUUUUAAAAAUCAAGAUUGCAAGGGCAUGAAAAAAAUAUUACCUUUGGCUAAAGAAUUAAUAUCGAAUUCGGAACGAUAUAAUAGAAGUAAUGAAGAAUCUUUUGCAAUGAUGAUUAUCGGUGUACCUAAUGUAGGAAAAUCUUCUUUAAUUAAUCGUUUAAGAAAUACUUAUUUAAAAAAAUCAAAAGCUACAAAAGAAGGGCCUAUAGCAGGAGUGACACGGUCUGUAUUAACUCGUAUAAAAAUAGCUGAAAAUCCAGAUUUUUAUUUGUUGGACACUCCAGGUAUUUUAGCACCUCAUGUGAAAGAUAUAUACACUGGUCUCAAGUUAGCUUUGAUUGGUUGUUUACAAGAUCACUUGGUAGGAUAUAUUGUAGUUGCUGAUUUUCUUCUUUUUUGGUUAAAUAAAUAUGGAAAAUAUGAGUAUGUUGAAAAAUUAGGUUUACCUGAGCCAAAUGAUAAUAUCAUUUCUAUUCUUACUUUUAUUGCUGCAAAGCUAGGAAAAACAAUAAAAUUACGUGAUUGUACUAAUAAAUAUAUUAUUAAACCUGAUAUGCAAGUUGCUGCUACAUAUUUUAUUAAUAUGUUUAGAAAUGGAGAAUUUGGUCCUAUUUGUUUAGACGAGGAUAAAUUAUUUAAUGAGAAUUAAUUUAAUAAAUACUUCACAUAUUUAAAAUUGCAAGUUACACGAUUAGUUGAAUGAAUUAGAAAGUUUUUAUAUUAUUGUAACUUUAAAUUUGACAAAAUCAUUUGGCAAAACAUUUUUUCCAUAAAAAACUGUAUCAUGUUCGUUAAUAUAAAUAAUUAUAAUAAAUAAUAUAUAUUUCUUAACUACUUAAUAUUUUCAUCAUUAUGCACUGUCAUGCACUAAUAGAUAUAUCACAUAUAUAUGUAAUAUAACUAUUUUUUGUAAGAAACCAGUACUAUAUACAUAUGAGGUGGUAAUAAUUUUUAUUUUACAUUAUAAAGAAAUAAUAUAAAAUAAAAUAAUUAUUUAUUGGAGGCAAUUUUUUAAAAUAACAAUUACGAUAUAAAAUAAAUUACGAUUGUAAAUAAUUAAUUUUUAUAAGAACGAUAUAACAUAUUAUUUCUUUAUUACAAAAUGUAUAAUGAAAAAGUCGAAACCGACGUAAUAUAAAACAAUAAUAUAAAAGUAACAAUAUUUUUUUCUUUAUAAUAUAUUUUGGUUAUAA
Molecule: messenger RNA, 1758 nt
Organism: Vespula pensylvanica (western yellowjacket)
Lineage: Eukaryota; Metazoa; Arthropoda; Insecta; Hymenoptera; Vespidae
Product: mitochondrial GTPase 1
Exons: 2
Coding region: 240-1214 (324 amino acids)
Cellular component (GO): mitochondrion
Molecular function (GO): GTP binding; GTPase activity
Source: RefSeq, a predicted model, not a curated record